AUGAGGCCUUCCUCUGGCCAGCGUUUGCUUUCCGACCGAUUGCCGGAGCGAUUUAAAGAUGGCGAUGAUGCCCAGAUUGAUUAUACAGCUCCACCACAGAACAUGCGUUCUAGAGAUGGCCACAUGCACUAUAUGCAACAGUCUCUGUUUUCCGUCCUCGCUGCCGUUGGCUCCAGAUCAGAUUUUCGUGGUCGCUUCGAUGACUCCAGUGAUAGCGAUGGAGAAGCCGAAGAAGGGCAUACAAAUACAGGCCUACAAUCGGGGUCCAGCCGAGAAGGCUCAUCGGACCGACGUCGCACCAGCGGGAAGUCAGACACGACCCCACAAGACGGAGCUGACGAGCGAGGACGUCGUCAUCUCAGAACGAAAUCAGAGAACAAACUACUGCGAAGGAUACCGGGAGUAGGAUCCCAGGAAACACAGGAUGAGCCGCUAGCAGCCAGCGCAGCGACUCUCAAAAUACCGAUGAGGCGAACACGUAGUGCCACCCCCCGGGCAGCUCCCAUCCUCGCUCGCAUGGUACAAGCUCAGAAUCGCUUUGACACCGCUGCGAAGCCCGAAAAUCCGCCAUCCAGACCGGACUCUCCAAGUCAAGAUCGCCCAGAGUCAUCUUCAUCUGCCUUGUCUACACGGCUAAUGGAGAUGUUUGGCUUUGAAAGUCCUGAAAAGGUAUUAGUAGAGUAUGCCUGCGCUCUUCUGCAGAGUAUGCUCCUUCAGGGAUACAUGUAUGUCACGGAAGGACAUAUCUGCUUCUAUGCCUAUCUCCCAAAGAAGUCUACCACAGCCAUAAAGUCUGGGUUCCUCUCGAAGCGUGGUCGAAAAAAUCCCAAAUACAAUCGCUACUGGUUUGUUUUGAGGGGUGACGUCUUAUCAUACUACGCCGAUUCUUCGAACCUUUACUUCCCAAGUGGCCAUGUAGAUCUCCGGUACGGGAUCUCUGCGUCUCUCGCCGAUACCCAGGCCCAAGGAUCCGAUGCGAAGGAUUUUCAAGUCACGACCGAUCAGCGAACCUACCAUUUCAGAGCCGAUAGUGCCGCAAGUGCCAAGGAGUGGGUGAAAUCUCUCCAGCAGGUCAUAUUCCGCUUCCACAAUGAAGGUGAUAGUGUCAAGAUUGCUUUUCCCAUUGAGAGCGUGAUUGACUUGGAGGAGAGUCCCAUGGCCGAGUUUGCCGAGACCUUCAAAAUUCGGGUCCUGGAUAACAAUGAGACCUAUGCCAUUGACGAGUAUUUCUUCACUUUCUUCAACUCCGGUCAGGAUGCUUUUAAUUAUCUCAAGAGCUUGGUCAAUUCCUCCCCCGCAAAGAACCUAUCCGAUGAGUCCCCUCACAAGGGCGGCACCAAACAUUCGAAUAUACUGGCUGCCAACAGCCGGCGUCUGUCUAUCCAGACAGAGAACCAGUCCCCACACGGUCGAAGCAUUGAGACCGAUCCCCAAGAUUCCACAGACUCGUUUGCUCAAUCAAUAGAUCGAGGCACGGAAUCAUCGCCAAUCGUCCAGUCAAUCACCGAGACCAAUGAAUCGGCAAGUCAAAUACUUAACCGAAGUGAUGUCUUCCAGUCACCUACCAUGCGAUCGUUACCGAGGCGUCCCUCUGAUGUGGUUGAGGCGGGUCGGCGACGCUCCGAUGAUACUGCCCGAUCCGCAUCCGCACGACUAGGCGAUAUGGUGCGGCGAGACAGCUCGGGCUUGUCCAGCCCCAACAGAAAUGCAGAUGACAUUCGCGGCGGUCGCGGGCCUGCGGAUCAACGGAUUCCCCAUUCGUCUCGGCAACCCCCUGGUGUACCCUUGAACGAUCUCGUCAAAGCUGGAGCAUACCCUCUCCAGCGUGCCGCCGGAUUUGCCGAAUACCUCAAAAGCAGAUCCAAGCAGAUGAGUAGCUUACUAGCAACGGAAUCAAUGGGCUAUAUCGAGAAGGUCUCUGGCAUGUGGGCAGGAGGUCAGAAACAUUAUGGAGAGAAGGAAGAGGUGCUUCAUGAUGACCCAACGGUUGAUCCAGAGGACAAGGAAGACGGGCUCAAACAUGGAGACCGAUUCCGAGCCCAUUUUGGUCUCCCUGCCACGGAACAUCUCCAAGCUACAUACUAUGCUUACUUGACCCGUGUUCUUCCUUUAUACGGAAAGAUAUAUCUCAGCGAGAGGAAGAUUUGUUUCCGCAGUUUGCUUCCAGGCACUCGCACAAAGAUGAUCCUGCCACUCAAGGAUGUCGAGAACGUGGAGAAGGAGAAAGGAUUCCGGUUCGGCUAUCACGGUCUUGUUGUCAUAGUUCGUGGUCAUGAAGAGCUUUUCUUCGAGUUCAAUUCCGCCGAUGCACGAGACGACUGUGCUGUAACACUGCAUCAAAACUUGGAAUCUGUCAAAUACCUGGUGGAGUCGGGCCUGCUGGCGGAGGAAGAGCGCGAUCGAGUUGAAGCGGCUAAAGCGGAGCAUCGUAUGCUUCAAGAGGCUAGACUUGACAGCCCCGAUGAGCAUGACACCCACCCAACGCUCAAUGAGAGCUCGGCGGAAAUUUCGCCAUUCUUUGACGACCCUCGCGCCUCUAUCAUCAAUUUCAAGCCAACCGAGUCGCUGAAGAUCACUUGUCUGACAAUCGGCUCUCGGGGUGAUGUGCAACCCUACAUUGCUCUGUGCAAGGGACUUCUCGCCGAAGGCCACAAGCCAAAGAUUGCAACUCACGCCGAAUUCGAGCCAUGGAUUCGCAGCCACGGCAUUGAUUUCGCUCUCGUAGAUGGAGAUCCUGCCGAGUUGAUGCGGAUCUGCGUGGAGAACGGGAUGUUCACAUAUUCUUUCCUUCGAGAAGCCACGUCAAAGUUCAGAGGGUGGAUCGACGACUUGCUUUCCUCAUCGUGGGCCGGUUGCCAAGGUAGUGAUGUGCUUAUUGAAUCGCCAAGUGCAAUGGCCGGCAUUCAUAUUGCAGAGGCUCUCCGAAUUCCCUAUUUCCGUGGCUUCACCAUGCCAUGGUCAAGGACUCGCGCAUACCCACAUGCUUUUGCAGUGCCAGAAACUCGCAUGGGAGGAGCUUACAACUACAUCACGUACGUGAUGUUUGACAACAUCUUUUGGAAAGCUAUCGCAGGGCAGGUGAACCGCUGGCGCAAUAACGAGUUGGGUCUCAAAGCCACUACUUUGGACAAGAUGCAACAGAACAAGGUUCCAUUUUUGUACAAUUACUCUCCUUCCGUGGUGCCACCGCCCCUCGAUUAUCCAGAUUGGAUUCGCAUCACAGGCUACUGGUUCUUGAAUGAGGGCUCUGGCUGGACCCCGCCAGCUGAGCUUUCUGCCUUCAUCCAACGGGCCCGUGACGAUGGGAAGAAGAUUGUCUACAUUGGUUUUGGGUCUAUUGUUGUUUCAGACCCCGCUGCUUUGACACGGACAGUUGUCGAGUCAGUGCGAAAAGCAGAUGUUCGAUGUAUUCUCUCCAAGGGAUGGUCAGACCGACUCGGUGAUCCGUCUAGCCAGAAGGUUGAAAUCCCCCUCCCGCCAGAAAUCCACCAAAUUCAAUCGGCGCCCCACGACUGGCUGUUCUCACAGAUUGACGCUGCCGCUCACCAUGGAGGAGCUGGUACCACUGGAGCGAGUCUGCGAGCUGGUGUACCCACAAUCAUCAAACCGUUCUUUGGUGACCAAUUCUUCUUUGGGUCUCGUGUCGAGGAUUUAGGUGUGGGAAUUUGCAUGAAGAAACUAAAUGUCAGUGUCUUCUCGCGGGCACUUUGGGAGGCCACGCACAGCGAGCGAAUGAUCGUCAAGGCGCGGAACUUGGGCCUCCAAAUCCGUAAUGAAGACGGUGUUGCUACAGCCAUCCAAUCUCUCUACAGAGAUAUGGAAUACGCCAAGACACUCGCCCGUCAGCGUUCAAUUGCCUCGUCCACGCCUUUCUCGCCUACCCCCUCCGCACAAGCCUCACCAGAUCACGCCGAUGACGAUGUCGACGACAUCGAAGAGUGGACUUUCGUCGGUGACGAGGGUGAAGCAGAGCUUUCAAAGCGAAUGCGUGACCUCAGCGCAUCAGACCGCGAGAAGGUGGCCUCGGCUAUGUUUCAAUGA
Penicillium subrubescens is the source of this 4041-nucleotide messenger RNA. RefSeq lists its product as uncharacterized. Gene Ontology annotation, biological process: carbohydrate metabolic process. The transcript has 3 exons. Lineage: Eukaryota; Fungi; Ascomycota; Eurotiomycetes; Eurotiales; Aspergillaceae. The coding region runs from base 1 to 4041 and encodes 1346 amino acids. The record is from RefSeq and is a predicted model, not a curated record. Gene Ontology annotation, molecular function: UDP-glycosyltransferase activity; hexosyltransferase activity.